Messenger RNA from Hyalella azteca, 1245 nucleotides. RefSeq names its product Krueppel-like factor 6. Lineage: Eukaryota; Metazoa; Arthropoda; Malacostraca; Amphipoda; Hyalellidae. Gene Ontology annotation, molecular function: DNA-binding transcription factor activity, RNA polymerase II-specific; RNA polymerase II cis-regulatory region sequence-specific DNA binding. Gene Ontology annotation, biological process: regulation of transcription by RNA polymerase II. The record is from RefSeq and is a predicted model, not a curated record.
GGGCCGGCCCGAGGGGUGGUGCUGAAGGUCCCUCAUUUUCAGUCCCUCGCCCUGCAGACCCUAGGACUCGACCUCACACUUAAGACCGAGCCGCUGGGGCUGAGCCUGGAGGCCGCCCUCAGGUCAUCCACGCGCCCUUACAUAUCAUGGGAACGCCUUAGGGAAGUCACCAGAGGCCUGAAUGGCAAACGCGCUCACAGCGAAAGUCCUUCGCCUCCUCCUGACGCGGUCGACGCUCACUCGUGUUCGACGUCAUCGUCACUGACGACGCGAGCGACGACGCCUGGACUUACGUCGAUGUUGUCACCGUCAGGUCACUCGUUAGUGUCAUCGUCAUCCUCCCCCUCCUCGUCCCCCGGCUCCCCUCCAGCAGCAGUUCAGCACAACAGAGGGCUGGGCAGGACAGCUGCAUCGUCUGCUGAUUAUUCGGACGCCUUGCGCAGACGGAAAGUCCACAAAUGUGACUUCGUUGGCUGCGAAAAAGUCUACACUAAAAGCUCGCACCUUAAGGCCCACAAGAGAACGCAUACUGGCGAGAAGCCCUACCAGUGCACAUGGGAAGGCUGUCUGUGGAGAUUCGCGAGGUCCGAUGAACUGACGAGGCAUUACCGUAAGCACACCGGACAGAAGCCCUUCAAGUGUCAGCUCUGCCAGAGAUCUUUUUCCCGAUCAGACCAUUUGUCUCUGCACAUGAAGAGACACUGAUUGAUGGUGUGCCGAUGCAAAGAAAGUAGGGCGUAACAAUUGAAUCAUGUCGGUGAACGAGGACAACAUCGAAUCCAAAGUUUGUGUUGAUUUGCUUUUACAAGAGAACCUCACCAAGUGGACAUAUGGCCACGGUGUGACUUCAGGUGAAGUGAUACGUGAUUUCCAAAAUGGUGUAUAUGAACGAUAAGGCUUUUACGAUCUUUUCCUAAUUAUGUGAUUGCAGAACAUCGUAUCCUAGUUAACCAUCCCAUUGCUGCAUUUACAAGCCUUAAAAAGAACUUGUGAACAUUAAUCGAUAGAUCAGAAGUGAACCGCAACAGAAGAAGUUUAUUAUGUACAGAAACAAAUUUAAGACGACCAUUGCAAGGAAGUACUAGGCCUCCCUCAAAUAACAGCAAGUCAGAUCAACUUGAACGUUCUAAUACAAGAUGAUAACCAGACUCUGCAACUCGAGGUUCCACAGCCGCCACAGCCUAGAGACAAAAGUCUAGAAAAAAGUAAAAUUUUAUAAUUAAAAUGAAAGAAAGGGUUUCGAAC